GGGCCCGAGUGGACAAGAUGGACAAGAUAUCCUUGGGACACUCCGUUAUGAGCGCCCGCUCCGAGGAAAGCGAGGCCUUCAUGGAGGGAAUGGUGGAAUGGGAGCUGAGCCGCCUGCACAGACAAUGCGAAGUCAUGGAAGGCGAACGGCGGGCCUACAGCAAGGAAGUCCGCCAGCGCAUCCGCAAACAGCUGGAGGAGAUCCGGCGCCUGGAGGAGCGGCGCGCCACCCUGCUGGUGCAGAUCAGCGUGGCGCAGAGCCAGGUGAAGCGGCUGCGGGACAGCCAACGCGUGGAGCACAUGGGCCGCUUGCUCCGGUGCAGGGACCAGGCGCAGGCCGAGGUGGAGGAACUGCAGGAGCAGAGCAGAGCCCUGGAGCAGCAGAUCCGGGAGUGGGAGAAACGGCUCGGGACCCGUCAGAAGAGCGCCAAGGCCCCUGCCCUCAUCAUGGUCCAGAAGGUCAAGGUCCGGAGGCGUAUCAAGAUCCUGGAAGACCAGCUGGACAGGGUCACCUGCCGCUUUGACACCCAGCUGAUGCGGAACGCGACGCUGCGGGAGGAGCUGGACCUGCUUCGGAUCGAGAGGAACCGCUAUCUGAACAUGGAUCGCAAGCUGCAUAAGGAGAUUCAGCACCUGCGGCAGACUGUCAACAAUCUCAUGGUCUCCUCUACCUCAGCCUACACAGUCAGGGAGGAAGCGAAGAGCAAGAUGGGCCUGCUGCGGGAGCGGGCGGAGAAGGAGGUGGCCCAGAGCCAGACGGAGGUGCAGGGCCUGCAGCGGCAGAUCGCGCACCUGGAGCAGCUGCACAACUUCCUGAUGCUCAAGAACAACGAGCGGCAGCCGGACCCCGUGGCCCUGGAGAAGCAGGCGCUGCGGGAUCGCGAAGUGGCCGAAGGCCUCCGCAAGACCUCGCAGGAGAAGCUGGUACUGCGCUACGAGGACGUCCUGAAGAAGCUGUCCCAGAUGACCGGGCAGAGCGACCCGGACACGCUGGUGGAGAAGUACUUGGAGGCUGAGGAACGAAACUUCGCCGAGUUCAACUUCAUCAACGAGCAGAACUCGGAGCUAGAGCACUUGAGGGAGGAGAUCACGGAGAUGCAGGAGGCCAUGCGGAGUGGCCGGGCCAGGGAGGAGACCCAGAGCUCCCUGCGCAAGCAGCAGCGGGCAGAGUUGCAGCAGCGAUUGGACGAGGUGACCGCAGAGUCCUUGGGCCUCGAAGCCCGCUCCCAGGAGAUCCGGCAGCUGCUGAAGAAGAUUAAGGAUGGUCUCCAGCUCCUGUUCACGCAGGCCCACUGCGACAGCUCCGUCAUCAACGAUCUCCUGGGCAUCAAACCCCAGAUGCGGGACCGUGACAUAGGCCUCUUCCUGGCCCUCAUCGAGAAGCGGCUGGUGCAGCUCUUGAGCGCACAGGCCUACCAGGAGGUCAAGACCAACACCUCCUCCUCCUUGGGCAGCGCUGCCCUGGUGGCGCUGGGUCAGAGCUCUGAGGAGGUGCGGAAGAAGGUGACCGUGCUUCAGGUCCCGGAAAACCUGGAGGACUCCCCAGGGUUUGAGGGUAAAGAUGACUAUCCUAUGAGCAAGGAGGAGCUGCGGAGCCAGGUGGUGAAGUCCCUGGAGUCCCGGGAGCUGGCCCGGGAGCAGGCUUUUCUCCUCCAGAUGAAGGAGCUGGCCGAGGCGAUUUAG
Echinops telfairi (small Madagascar hedgehog) is the source of this 1682-nucleotide messenger RNA. RefSeq names its product outer dynein arm docking complex subunit 1 (gene ODAD1). The record is from RefSeq and is a predicted model, not a curated record. The coding region runs from base 18 to 1682 and encodes 554 amino acids. The transcript is spliced from 14 exons. Gene Ontology annotation, biological process: outer dynein arm assembly; cilium movement. Gene Ontology annotation, cellular component: axoneme. NCBI's taxonomy places the organism in Eukaryota, Metazoa, Chordata, Mammalia, Afrosoricida, Tenrecidae.